This is a messenger RNA of Penicillium nucicola, 1146 nucleotides long. RefSeq lists its product as uncharacterized. The transcript is spliced from 4 exons. The coding region runs from base 1 to 1146 and encodes 381 amino acids. Lineage: Eukaryota; Fungi; Ascomycota; Eurotiomycetes; Eurotiales; Aspergillaceae. The record is from RefSeq and is a predicted model, not a curated record.
AUGAUCAUUGUCUGGUAUGGAUAUGACUCUCUCUUGUCGUUCCCGUCGCUCAUGCUGCGAAAAGUGCCAGCAUCUGGAGCAAUUACCAUGAAUGUUUUACCACGAGAGGUGCUCUACAAUGUGGGUCCCCGACUUCUCAGAGAAGUCUGGGCGCUCACUGGGGUCGCUGUUUUCAUCAUCGUCUUGAGAGUAGCUGCGAAGAUACGAAUUCGAAAAUUCGGACUGGAUGAUAUCUUGAUGGUUUCGGCAUUGUGUUUAGCUAUAGUCGGAUCAGUCAUGGUCACCAUGGGCGUCCAGUGGGGGUUUGGCCGCCAUGUGUGGGAUAUCAACCCCGAUAAUAGAGCUACAGUCAUAAUGUAUGACUAUCUGACGCAGACAUUUGGCAUUUGCGGGGGUACAUUGGGUAGAAUCGCCUUCAUCGUCUUCGUCGUUGGGCUUCUCGGAACUAAAAAGGCCUACAGAAUGGUUCUGUGGGUUCUAGCUGGGCUGCAGAUCGUGACAAAUGUGAUGUUCAUUGUCAUACUCUUUGUUCAGUGUCCUGGACAUGCUUCAGCAAUUUGGACACAAGAUGGAAAUGGGAAAUGCUGGGAUGUUCGAGUUCAAGCCUACUACGGAUACUACCAAGGUGCCUUCAAUUCAGCUACCGACCUAUAUCUUGCUGUGUUCUCAACCUACAUCUUCUGGAAUUUGAACUUGAAGUUACAAGUCAAGUUGGGUCUAGUCACACUUCUGGGACUAGGUCUUUUUGCAAUGGUCGCCUCCAUCAUCAAAACUGUGCAAACCCGAGUCCUCGCUCACGCAGUCAACGACCCGACAACGGCAACCAUCAACCUCGAUCGCUGGCUAUACAUUGAAACAUACCUAGUCAUUAUCACAGCGUCAAUUCCUUGCAUUCGUUCUCUUCUGAGAUCAUUUGGACGACAGACAACUGGGACAGGACGCAGUACUUAUGAAUUAGGGUCUCCUCAUGGAGGAAGUUCUGGACCUAGAUCCAGGAGACUGACACCUACCGCCCCGGGGAAAGGCAUGAUGCGUAUCUCAGACGGUAAUGCUAGCGAAGAUGACAUUUUGGGUUGGGAUGCAACGGACAGCGACCGAGUGGAUGAGCCAGCGACUUCCAAGAAGUCGAUACAUGUCUACGUGUAG